Messenger RNA from Dentiscutata erythropus, 1164 nucleotides. NCBI's taxonomy places the organism in Eukaryota, Fungi, Glomeromycota, Glomeromycetes, Diversisporales, Gigasporaceae. The record is from the annotation of a GenBank genome assembly.
AUGGAUCAAGUAUUGGCGCCUGAAUAUUUUGGGAUAAUUUUUAGAUUCCUUUCGACUAAUAAAGAUUUUCAUUCCUGCCUCUUGGUCAAUAAACAUUGGGCUACUUGUGCCGUUCCAAUUUUAUGGGAAGCACCUUUUAAAAUUAAUGAUAGGUUUACUCCGUCACCUAAAGUGAUUCAAACCUAUCUUGCAUUCAUACCAAAUGAGAUUUUUCUUAAACUUGGUUAUAAUGAAAGAAUUGGACUGUCUAUUACUAGACUUCCUUUGUUUGAUUAUCCAUCAUUUCUUAAAGAACUUCAAUUCGACCGAUUCCUUAGUGCAGCUAUAGCAAGUAAUUGUUGUAAAGAUAUUAUAAUUGAAUUAUUCAAAAUGCUUACUGUGAAAGAUGUAAGAUUACGACGAUUUGAUAUCUAUAAUUAUUUAUUUAUUCAACAUUCCGAAUCUCAAAAUACGAUGGCGUCUUUGGUUCUUCCCCAUUUUUCUGAAUACACUUCUAUGCUGAGUAGAUUAACCAAUUUUAAUUUCAGUUAUCAAUGGCCAAUGCAUAAAGCACAACUUUUUAAUAUUAUAGCAGAGAAUUGUUAUAAUAUCGAAAAUCUUAAAGUUAGUAUUUGUUAUGAGGACGAAGGGAUAGCGUCAGCGGCUCUUAUCCAUUCUCAAAGACACUUAAAAAAAUUUUCCCUGAUAAACAGUAAUAAUUAUGCAUCAUUUCCUGUCCAAGCGUUUGUGAACCAAAAGCAUGCACUUAAGAGUGUAACAUUUGAAGACAUGCAUUGCAACAAUGAGUUAAGCGAGACGGAUUUUUUUAAUUAUGCUAUUUGUCAUUUAAAUAGUAGUGCCAUCGAUGCACUUGCUCAAUGUACAAAAAUCAACAAAUUGAAGUUUAAGCACUGUGAAAGGCUCAACACUUCUGCAUUUUUUCCUCUUGCCUCUGCCUUUUCAAACUUAACAUCUUUAGAAUAUUCUUAUGGAACUUAUAAUAUUUGUGAUAAUGCAACCCCCAUUAAAUUAUUAUCCAAUCUCAUUAGGAUGAGUUGUAAUACACUCGAAAGAAUUAUACUUGACUGGCAUUCCCAUGACUAUCUUGAAAUUACUCAGAUUGUUGAAGCCAUUACAUAUGCAAUAAGUCUUAAAUAUUUAAAAAUUCCACUUUAUACAUUAUAA